AUGUUGCCGAAUUUUGUUCUUGAGACACCUACGUCUGAGGAACCGUAUGGCGCCGAGUUAUGGGCGUGUGGGUUUAAUGCGUGGGGACAGUUGGAUUUUGAUGGGGAGGAGCGGAAUAGGAAUCUUGGAAAGAAGACGGCGUUGAAGGGGGUGCAAUAUGAGGAUUAUCGGGUGUGGACGAAGAGACUCGUUGAUCAGGAGAAUAUAACUUUUCUAAAGGGAGGAUACAAUAGUGUGAUAGUCAAAACCGGAUCAGAUACAGACUACCUUGCCAACAACAAAAUCCUCUCCAAACUCCCAGAUGAUCUCGACUACCCUAUCGGACAACUCUGCGGGAUGGUGAGAGAAGCAUGGUGUACCGCCUUCAACACAAGAGAGGUCACGAUCAUGGCUGGCAACCCCCCUACGAUCCAAUAUUUUGAUUACUUAAAUCCUCAUACCAGGACAAAAAAAAGUGAUCAAGAGACGUUUCCAUUUUCCGAUGUCGUCCAGAUCGUCGCCAACGCAACCGCUUUCCAGGCCUUAAGCUCAACCGGAGAAGUAGUAAGCUGGGGCGAUUCACGAUAUCCACAAGUAUUAGCACGACCUGUUACCGAUCAGACCCCGGCAAAGACUCCCCAUCCAAUCCUCAGCGUCCGCGAUCUUCCAACCGGCCGAAUCCGCAAAAUCUCAGCAGGACCCUACUUCACAGCCGGCAUCACCACCGGAAACGACCUCUACAUCUGGGGUCAACCACCACCCGGCCCAGAAAACGAAGAGGAGCCUAAUCCCAUAAACUCCCUCCUCGACGAUGAUGCCGUCUCGAUCGACUGUCACGGCCACGACAUAUUAGACGUCGCGUGCGGCAAGGAUUGCAUGUUAGUUUUGACCGUCAACCACAAGCUAUUCGUGCUAGGCAGUAAUGCGAAUGGGCAGUUAGGACUCGGCGAUGUGGAAAGCGUGGCGGAAUGGACCGAAGUAACAUUACCGUUGAAAGAGGGAGGCAUUAUCAAGAGUGUGCAUACGGGGUAUAAGAACUCGUUUGUGGUGGUGGAGAAUCCGCGGGAUUUGGGGAUCAUUAUGGAUUUGAAAGCGAGACAGGUGACGCUGGAUGCGAAAAUGAAAAUGAAGAGUGCGUUACAGAAGUAUGUGGAGAGCGAGGGAAGGAAAAGGCAGUUGGAGCAUGGUGAGCCGGAUAAUGAGCGUCCGUGUGAUGUGAAUACGUUCCUGGUGGCGUCGUGUUUGAUGGAUCUUAAUCUGCAACAAGCGAUAGAAUUUGAGAGGAAUCGGGGGGAAGCCAGGCGUAGUGUUGGGAAGGAUGAAAAGACGAAUGAUGAUGAUGGGGACAAUGGAAUGGAUGUCGAUCAUGAGGCGGAUGGAACGGUCAGCGGUGAUGACAGGAUUGGAAAGGCUGAUGAUGAUGAUAAGGAUGGACGUUGA
Molecule: messenger RNA, 1419 nt
Organism: Glarea lozoyensis ATCC 20868
Lineage: Eukaryota; Fungi; Ascomycota; Leotiomycetes; Helotiales; Helotiaceae
Product: RCC1/BLIP-II
Exons: 3
Coding region: 1-1419 (472 amino acids)
Source: RefSeq, a predicted model, not a curated record